Messenger RNA from Galleria mellonella (greater wax moth), 3799 nucleotides. RefSeq names its product chromobox protein homolog 1-like. Gene Ontology annotation, molecular function: chromatin binding. Gene Ontology annotation, biological process: chromatin organization; negative regulation of transcription by RNA polymerase II. NCBI's taxonomy places the organism in Eukaryota, Metazoa, Arthropoda, Insecta, Lepidoptera, Pyralidae. The transcript has 7 exons. The record is from RefSeq and is a predicted model, not a curated record. Gene Ontology annotation, cellular component: nucleus; pericentric heterochromatin. The coding region runs from base 153 to 944 and encodes 263 amino acids.
CGAAGCUCUGUACAUGUAGGCUCUGUAAUCUGUGGUGUAAGAAAAAACCUAAAAUAUUAUUUUUUCUUUUUAAGUGCUUAUAAAAUUUUAUUAAAUAUUUUGACUAUUAAACUUUUUCCAAUAAAAUUUAGUCAAUAUUUCAGAAUACUAAAAUGGAUGAAACAAUGGAAACAUCAGAUUUAAGUUUUAAUCAAACAACUCCUUCGAUGAAUGGUAACCAGUCUAUAGAGGGUUCAGCACCUGUUGCCGUUGGCCCUCAGAGUGGAAAGCAUGAGGAGUUCUCAGUGGAAAAAGUUCUGGACAGAAGAAUUAAAAAUGGAAAAGUUGAAUAUUUAUUAAAAUGGAGAGGCUACUCCAAUGAAGAUAAUACAUGGGAGCCAGAAGAUAACCUGGACUGUCCUGAACUUAUUUCGGCAUACGAGGAGGCCCGAUUGAAACGGGAAAGGGAAGCGCCUGCCCCUGUUGUUACAGAGCCACCACCAGAAGAAAAUCAAAAUGUACGCAAAAGAGGCCGGAGAAGCGAGAAGAAAUCCAAAAAGAUUGAAGAAAUUGAUAAACCUCGCGGCCUUGAUAGGGGCUUGCCUCCAGAGAGGAUAUACGCGGCACAAUUGCACCAUGAAGUUCUAUAUUUUCUAGUGAAAUGGCAGGACUGCAUUGAGUUGGAUGUAGUUCCAGGGAAAGAUUUAAGCCGGGCAUAUCCUGAAUUCGUCAUUAGAUACUACGAGAGCUGUGUACCAUUUUCUGUUCGGCAUAAAGUUGGAAAAAUCCCAAGAGUGGCUCCAGAGCUCCCGCUAGAGCCAUCUCAAGAAAGCGAAACAUCAAUGAAUAUUUCUCAACCUGAAAAUGAUACUUCUGCUUCAAAUCCCUCACAAGCGGACAUCCCACAAAAGGCAUUACCAUCCGCUGAUACGGAGAGUCAUUCAAUGGAAGUUGCAGUUAAUUGAUCUUCGUUCUUACAACGCUACCAAUAGUGAUUACUGAACUUUAUGUCUUUAAUAAUGAAAUUAUUAUGGUAUAAGAAUGUAGGUUAUGAUAAAAUUUUAAAUGAAUGAUGAAUUGAAAUACUUAAAUUUAAAUUUGUUGAUUGUUGUAUUUUGUUAAACGUGUCUGUAAAAGAAUGGCGCUCAGUAUAGCGCAGAUAUAUUGAGUGCCGUUCUUAUUCUCGUAUUAGUGAUGGCGACAGAAAGAAUUGGAUGAGCAGAUAUCAGAAUGUCAUCAUAACAAGCCAUGACCAUCCCACUCAUUUCACGAGAUAUAAAAGGUUAUUCUACUAUCACCACUUUAUUCAGGCAACUCGGUUUUAUUUAUAAUAUUUUUCAAUACUACUUACUGGGUACAGAGGAAUAACACCUGAGUCCUCAGGAAUGGCAACGCAUGGGGGGUAUCAUAGGCGAAACAGUAUACUCUGUUAUGUCCAUGGUACUGCUCAUGUCUAUAGGUAAUGGUUACCACUUUCCAUCAGGUGCGCCGUCAGCUUGUUUGCCAUUCAAAGUUGUAUAAAAAAAAAGCUAAUCAAGUUUAGAUGCAAUUAUUACAGAAACGCUCUUAAAAAGAUAUUAGUAAACAUCGAAAUAUUUAGUCAAUCUAUUAUUUACUUGUAUUACUAUUGGUUUAUUCGUCGUUUUGUCCCUGAUUAGAAUGAGUCACCCCUUCCUUUCCUAUGGGUGUCGUAAGAAGCGAUUAAGAGAACAUAAUGGUCGAGGGACGGGCAGCAGCGUCCCUCUUAAAACAUCGGUAAAUUCUAACUGCGGUUGUUAACCCGCCUGCCAAGCGUAGCAAUUACUUACCCCUCCCCCGCCCCUACCAUGUGGUGGAGACUUAUGUUCAGCAGUGGACAGUUGACGGCUGAUAUGAUGGACAUCAGCAAACUGUUAUAUGAUUGGGUCAAUUUUUUUUUAAUUUUUUUUUUAUGUUUUAGCAUUUAAUUGGGUCAAUUAUAUGCUUAUUUAUACUUUAUUUUUUUAUAAAAACAACUUUUUUGUACUGUAUUGGUCUGACAACCGCUAUUUAUGAUGCGAGAUGAUAGAAGUAUUGACACAUUGUAUCCCUAUUUUGUUAAUAUACCACAAAUUGUAUCUUUCAACAAACAAAUUUCUGUACCAACAAACAUUACGAUUGUUUAUAACUUUUGGUUACCAAAGUGUGGCAACGUUUCGAUUACUUGUAAAUUUUCAAAAACAUUUGAAAAAUAUUCUGUUUCUGAUUAAUUAUUUAAAAAGUACUCUGUGUACAAAUAUAAAUCGUUAAUUAUAUAAUAUGUUGCAUUAAAAAUUGUACCUAAUUAAAUUUUUGCUUUGGAAUUUUUUAAAUAAAUUUUUGCCAUUGAAAUCUAAAUUUUCAGUGACAACGUAAUAAGUUAUUAUUAUUGCAUGAUUAAGGUUUAAAUCAGAGUAGAGUAUUAUAAGCAGAGUAGUUUUUAAAGAAAUUAUUUUUGAAAAUUGAUAGAUAAUCUUUACUAUGAUCUAUCUUUAUUAUAAACGCUUUUAAUGUUGUGUUUUUUUUUUAACACUUUAUUCUGUUCUUUUUUUUAUACUUGGUACGAUUCACCAAUAACACCAAGAUUUUGUGUGAUUUACCAUCGAUUUUUAGUAUACUUUAUUUUAAAUUGGUAAUUUAAUAAAAUAAUCAAAAAAUAAAAAUAUUUCAUAUUUAUUUUAUGCACAAUAUUAUUUCGGUAAGGGAAUAUUAAGAUUAUUAAUUGUGCCAAGUAAAUAUAAAUAAUUUGUAAUGUAAUGUAAUUAAUUACUUGACAAUAAAUUCAAAUAUUAUACUCAUUAUUUUUUUUUCGAUGUACGACUCAUUCAUUUUAAUUACAUAUAUGGAUCUAAGUGCAUGGUUGGUUUAAAUAUGUGAGUACUUUAUAUUUAUUAUGUAAAGAGCUACAGAGUUUGUUUUAUAAAAAGUCUUUAUUUUUUAAUGAUGUAAUGUAGAUAUUUGGCUAGUUUUAAUGUGUAUUCAGUAAUGAAAGAAAUCCCAUUUCAAAAUCAUGAUAUAAUAAUAUUUUUAUACAUUGUAAAUUGAAUUAAAUGUUUAAUUAAAUUAUUUAUUUUAUUUUCGUUAGUUUUGUAGCUAUUAUCUAUUUGCAUUGCAUAUAUUACUCAUGCUACUAGACCACUGAUUACUUUUUUUUGCGACUACAUAUAUAUUCCCUAUAUAUACCCCUUUUUUCAUAAAAAUUUAAAUCUUUAAAUUAUUAUAUUAACUGUUGGGAUGUUUUGUAACAUUUUUUUGUAAUUAGGUAUUUAACGCAAAAUAAAAAGACAAAACACUUCAAUAGCUAAAAUAAGUACACGAGGUGUUUAGUGUUUUUAUGAAUAAGGGAGACAGUGCAUAGAAAUUAGACUCAUAAUAUCAAUACUAUAAUGGUUUUCGCUAUACGUUUUUUGUAUUGUGGGGAUAAUAAAUCCGUAGUCACCAGGCGAAGCAGCAUAUUUGCUUCACCAUUAGUGUUGCAGUCCUCACCAAUAGAUUUCUAAUAAUAUUAUGAAUGUGAAAGUUUGUAAAUAUGUUUUGGAUAUUCUUGACUCAAUCACGAUUAAACGGUUUUGAAUGAAAUUUAUUACACGGGUAGGUUAUAUACGAACUUAACACACAAGAUACUUUAUAUACUGUUUCACGCGGACAAAGCUGCGGACAACUGCUAGUAUAGAAUAAUGUAUACUUAUUUUGUACAUUACGUGUCUAUAAUAACUUCUAUACGAUUCUGAAAUAAUCUAUGGAAUUUUUAAUUUAGCCACAUCAUGAAAGGUGAUUUGUUUUUUUAGGUGUGUGUGUUUUUCAUAGUAAAUACUAACUAUGG